AUGGCUGCCAAUAUUGCAGGUUUGGUAUCUCCCGCAGUUUGCACUGUGGACUUCUCCCUGGUCCCGAUCGGGGCUCAUAGUGCAUCGUUCUCGAGGCAGAUCGCCGAUGUUCAGCGCCUGAUGCAGCAGUCUGGUCUCAAGUAUCAGAUGCAUGCUACCGGAACCACCGUGGAGGGGCCAUGGGAUCAAGUGGCUCGUAUAAUUGGAUAUUCACAUACGUUGCUCCAUCAGGAGGGAAUAGCAAGGAUCCAGACAGAUAUCCGUAUGAUCACCAGAACGGACAAGGUCAAGCCGAUGGAGGAAAGUGUGGUGUCGGUAGAGAGACUCUUGGCGACUUGAUAUCUUGAUAUCGUUCUUGAAGCACCUGUGGCCAAUGAAUCCAGAUAUAUAUCGCAGCAGGUUAGAAGCUGAAGCAUGGGAUGUUGUGGGACAAGCUUUGUUGUGUUAAAACACGAGACCUUGAGAAUUGAUUAACAGCGAGUUCGAAC
This is a messenger RNA of Aspergillus ochraceoroseus IBT 24754, 488 nucleotides long. Its product is annotated as thiamine-binding protein. The coding region runs from base 1 to 339 and encodes 112 amino acids. The transcript is spliced from 4 exons. The record is from RefSeq and is a predicted model, not a curated record. Gene Ontology annotation, cellular component: cytosol. NCBI's taxonomy places the organism in Eukaryota, Fungi, Ascomycota, Eurotiomycetes, Eurotiales, Aspergillaceae.